AUGACUACUCCUUUCCUUGAUUCCGAAGGGAAUUCUAUUCCCCAAGAGCAUGUCCUAGGAAGCGGAAGCUCUGCAUUAGUGUUACUCCAGGAUGAUGUUGCUGUCAAGAUACCUUUGAAAUGCCUUUGGAGCGAUACGUAUGAAGUCCAAACGAAUACUCAGAAACUCAGGCACGAACAAGAAGCCUAUCGCCGCUUACAAGGAUUGCCUCAUGACCAACGUUCCAGUGGAGUUGUUCGCUGUAUUGGGAUGUUAAGCGAGUCUACACAACUUGCUUAUAUGUCCAAUGGUGAUCUUAAGUCCUUUCUUACCAAAUCACGACCAUCUCCACAACUUCAGCUUUCAUGGUGCUACGAAAUAACUCGAACACUCACGUUCAUCCAUGAAAGGUGCAUACUUGUCACUGAUAUUGCGAGUCGGAACUUCCUUCUUGAUUCAGACCUAUCGAUCAAGUUUUGCGAUUUCUCAGAAGCAUCUAUCCUUCCCUUAGGGUCUGAUAUGAAGACGGUAGAUGAUCGUGGCUUCAAUACCCGGAUUGAUAUCGGUUUACUUGGAACGGUUGUAUAUGAAAUUAUAACAGGUGAAGCGCUUCAAGUCGAGCUCUUUGAAGAUUACUCUCUUACUGAUGGUCGACCUUACUGGCCAAAGAGGGAAUUAUUACCUGAAACAACUGGUAUAUGGCUCGGAGAAAUUAUUGAAGGUUGUUGGAAUGGAAGAUUCCAGACUGCUCAGUGCGUGUUGGAAGCUUUGGAUAUCAUACGCAGCCCUCGUAUCAGUCAAUCAAAUGUCUAUCAGCUCGGACAGGCUACCAGGGAUUGGACCAAUAAUUCCAUCAAACGUCAUCCCUUCAUGACUGUUAUUGGUGUUGUUGGUUUGCUGCUUGUCCUUGGAAGGAAGGUAGCGUCACAAUUCCAAACGGCUUAG
Messenger RNA from Penicillium angulare, 924 nucleotides. RefSeq lists its product as uncharacterized. The transcript has a single exon. Gene Ontology annotation, molecular function: ATP binding; protein kinase activity. Lineage: Eukaryota; Fungi; Ascomycota; Eurotiomycetes; Eurotiales; Aspergillaceae. The record is from RefSeq and is a predicted model, not a curated record. Gene Ontology annotation, biological process: protein phosphorylation. The coding region runs from base 1 to 924 and encodes 307 amino acids.